GGAGUUAUUUAUUUCAAAUAGAAAGUAUGGCGGCAGCCGAUGUGUACGGAUUUACGCUGGUCGAUUUCUCUGUUCCUAGUCGUGAUGCUCCCAUGAUUCAUCCUGUGGCGGAUGCUCCGUCGCAUGCACUGUCGUAUGGAAAACCUGUUGAUGCGACCUUUUUCGAUCCGAACUGCCCAGAAGGACAGGAGAUUCUGCAGGACCCUAAAACGAGCAUUCCCGAGUUGUUCGCCAUUGUGCGUCAGUGGGUGCCGCAGAUACAGAAGAAUAUGCAGACUCUGGCAAAAGAGAUAUUGCGUAGGGGAGCUCAUGUGGAUGACAGAGACGGGUUGACUGACCAAACUCUUUUGCAUUAUGCUUGCAAAGCAGGAGCAUGUGGAGUCGGAGAUGAAACUGCUGCCAUUGCAGUCGUUCAGUCAUUAAUUACAAAGGGCGCUGAUGUCAACGCUCGUUGUCGUUGGACAAACAUGACUCCUUUACAUUAUGCUGCUUUCUUCAACUGUCCACGUCUUGUUCAUUGCUUAGCCAGUAAAGGUGCUAAACGAGGUAUGAAUGACGUUUGUGUCGAAUUUGAAAAGGGAACAGCAUUGCACAUUGCCGCUGCUGGAUUAGGAAAAGAAGUCGUAGAAUGCUUGCUUGAACUGGGCGCUGACGCCAACAUCCAAGACGAUCACAAGAGAAAGCCAUGGCAGUGCGUACCCACAGGAGAUGAUGUCCCAGCAGAUCAACAUAAGAGAGCAGCUGACAUCGUUCAUCUAUUGCAAGAAGCUAGUGAUACUAAUAAGAAGCCAAUGACAUUUGCAAAAUCUGAAGUUGGAGUGUCAAACCACGACUUUAAUCUUGGAGACAGAAUAAUAGUUGGAGGAAGUCGGUCUGGAACACUGAGGUUUUUUGGUGAAGCUGAGUUUGCUCCUGGAAAGUGGGCCGGCAUCGAGUUAGAUGAUGCUGUUGGAAAGAACGAUGGAUCGGUCCAAGGGAAGGUGUACUUCAAGUGUCCACCAAAGCAUGGUCUAUUUGCUCCAUUAUCAAGAGUUGCCAAAGCGAUGACGAGUGCACCAGUUUUACCUUACCCCACAUCACUUAGUCCACCAUUUGGAACUCCUACACAUGGAAGCAGAGUGCCACCGAUGAGAGUAGACAAGCCUCAUAGCUCAUCACCUCAAGCAGAUAGCUCAGGACAGGUGUCACCAACUUUGCCUACAGGCAGUGAUUAUUACGAUACAGAUUUAAAAGUUGGUGAUCAAGUGAUAGUAGCGGGAUCAAAGAGAGGAAUAUUACGGUUUGUUGGUCCUGCAAAGUUUGCCCCGGGAAUCUGGAUGGGCAUAGAACUGGAUCAGGCAGUUGGCAAGAACGACGGCAGUGUAGGAGGAGAGAAGUACUUUACUUGUAAACCGAAACACGGCGUGUUCGCUCCUGGAAGUCGGGUUGUAAAAGUCGCGGAUGCUGUUUCUGGUACUGGCACUUAUGGUGUGCAACCAAGAUCGACUACGCCAUCUACAUCUGCUCCAGCGACUCCAAAGAAAGAGAGUAGUAGACCAAGCAGUCGCAUGAGGCAACCGUCGAGGCAGUCGCAGAGUGGAUCAACCGGAGCUCUAGCAGAGGGAACGAAUGUGUUGGUAACGGGUGAGAUGGGCGUUCUACGCUACAUUGGACCGACACAGUUUGCGGAUGGAGUAUGGCUAGGGAUAGAAUUAAAGAAACCUGUUGGAAAGAAUGAUGGCUCUGUACAGGGAAAGCGCUACUUUACCUGCAAGCCAAACUUUGGAAUUCUCGUUCGCCCCAGUCGAGCUACUAUUCGAGGUGUUAGUUGUGCCAGGCUUCUAGCUGAAGGAACCAAUCAGUAAAGAAGCGCUCUAUUGUGUUUGAUAUUGGAAUGUCAAUUAAAAUCUUAAUUAAUUAAGUAUUGAUGACUGCACUAAAAGUAGUAACUUUGUGCUAGUAUUCAGUUGAACUUAAUGUAUAUUGAAAUGCUAGUACGUACAGUA
Corticium candelabrum is the source of this 1985-nucleotide messenger RNA. RefSeq names its product CAP-Gly domain-containing linker protein 4-like. Gene Ontology annotation, molecular function: microtubule plus-end binding. Gene Ontology annotation, cellular component: nucleus; microtubule plus-end; cell cortex. NCBI's taxonomy places the organism in Eukaryota, Metazoa, Porifera, Homoscleromorpha, Homosclerophorida, Plakinidae. The transcript has 19 exons. Gene Ontology annotation, biological process: cytoplasmic microtubule organization. Bases 27 to 1844 code for a protein of 605 amino acids. The record is from RefSeq and is a predicted model, not a curated record.